GCGACCGAGAAAUGCGUCAGUACCCCGUCAACACAUCUCCAUACUCUUAGUGUUCGUGUAAUUUGCUGGUAUCCCAGCUGUAACGUCGACCGACGAUUUGCGACAUAUAUUUUUUUCCUGUGCAGAAGCUGAUUGAUGAAAGAAAGAAAAAAAAAUUCACGAGCCGCAGUUAACUAGGAAACUAAAAUACUGAAAAGCGAGACGUUGCUUUUUCUCAUCUACAAUAUCGUGACCUUACUCGCAGGAUCAUUUUACGAUCUAUUGUAACGGAUUAAUCGUUUGUCGUUUUAUUGAAUCGAAAAUAAAUAAUUACCGUCCACCUUGCACCCAUGUGCUACAGUAUUGCGCAAAAGAUAUAUAAACCUGCAUAGGUGCAGUUCAACCGAAGGAAAAAAUAAGCACAAUCGUGGAAUUCCACGUAACGUUGUAAGCGCGCACCGAGACCUAGUGGAGAAGAUGACCGACGGUGAGAAGGCUCAGCACGGGGGUCUGAAACCGUUCCGGAGGGACGGCAAGAAGCACAUCGUCCACUGGUUCCGGAAGGGGCUCAGACUCCAUGACAAUCCGGCCCUUAGGGAGGGACUUACAGGCGCCACGACCUUCCGGUGCGUGUUCGUUCUCGACCCGUGGUUCGCCGGCAGCACCAACGUCGGCAUUAACAAGUGGCGGUUCCUGCUGCAGUGUCUGGAGGACCUCGACCGGUCUUUGUGGAAGCUAAACUCGCGGCUUUUCGUUAUUCGCGGACAACCAGCCGACGUGUUACCAAAACUCUUUAAAGAGUGGGGCACCACGGAUCUCACCUUCGAAGAGGAUCCCGAGCCGUUCGGACGGGUUCUCAACCAGAACAUAACGACGCUCUGCGAGGAAAUGGGCAUAUCGGUGGUGCAGAGGGUGUCCCACACGCUCUACAAACUGGACAGUAUCAUCGAGAAGAACGGAGGAAAGGCGCCUCUGACUUAUCACCAGUUCUUGAACGUCGCAGCCGCAAUGGACCCACCGCCACCGCCCGAGGCUUUGGUAACUUCCGAAUUCACGACUGGAGCUUACACGCCUAUUAUGGUGAAUCACAACGACGUGUACGGUGUGCCCACUCUAGAGGAGCUAGGCUUCGAGACCGAGAAUUUGCUGCCUCCUGUUUGGAUCGGCGGCGAGACUGAAGCCCUGGUGAGGCUUGAGUAUCACCUCGCACGUAGAUAUUGGGUGGCAAGCUUCGGCCGUCCCAAAAUGACCCCGCAAUCGCUUCUCGCGAGUCAGACAGGCCUUUCUCCUUAUCUCCGUUUCGGCUGUCUCAGCACGAGACUCUUUUUCUACCAGCUCACGGACUUGUACAAAAAGGUUUUGCGUAUUAAAAAAGCCGUGCCGCCGUUGUCGCUUCACGGGCAGCUGCUGUGGCGGGAAUUUUUUUACUGCGCCGCCACGCGGAAUCCGAGCUUCGACAGGAUGCAGGGUAACCCGAUUUGCGUUCAGAUACCGUGGGACAAGAAUGCCGAGGCGCUCGCCAAGUGGGCGAACGGUCAAACAGGGUUUCCCUGGAUCGAUGCAAUUAUGACUCAGCUCCGAGAGGAAGGCUGGAUUCAUCAUCUGACGAGGCAUGCAGUCGCGUGUUUCCUGACCAGGGGGGAUCUCUGGUUAUCCUGGGAGGAGGGGAUGAAGGUAUUCGACGAACUUCUCCUGGAUGCCGACUGGUCCGUAAACGCCGGUAUGUGGAUGUGGCUCUCCUGUAGUUCGUUUUUCCAGCAAUUCUUCCACUGCUACUGUCCUGUCCGGUUUGGCCGUAAAGCCGACCCCAACGGCGACUACAUAAGGCGCUACGUGCCAGCCUUGAAGACCUUUCCAGCAAAGUACAUACACGAGCCGUGGAACGCGCCGCAGGGCAUUCAGCAGACGGCCAAAUGCAUAAUUGGGAAGGACUAUCCACUGCCGAUGGUCGACCACGGGAAGAGUUCGCGGAUAAAUAUCGAGCGUAUGAAGCAGGUCUACCAGCAGCUCAACAAGUACAGGGGAAAUGGACUCCCAGGCACGAGGGGAGAAACAAUAGAAGGACUGCUAAAUUGUACGCUAGCGACAGCCACACUCCCCCAGUCUGAAGAAGAUGAGAAAAAUAAGCAUCAGACGACGAGUAACCCUUCCCUGAGUCCCGCUAGACACCAGAAAACCAUUUGCAGCAUCCUAUCCAUGGUCACCCUCCGCCAGCUAGACCAGACCGCUGAAUUCCCAUCCUCUGAGAUGGACUGAUCAUCGCAUCUUCCUACUUGCGCGGAUUCUGUUGAGCCGUGUACAUAAACAGCUAUAACAUGUAUGUAAAUAAUAAUAUAAGUAUACAUAUAGUAUUGUACAUUAUAAUUGGUGCUUCACCGGGUGAUGAUGCAUCAGAUCUAGAUUGGCGAAGAUUUGACUGUUCCAAGUCGAUCUGCUCGAGAUUCUUAAUCAUCUUAGAAAUUUCUACUCCAUGAAGGAACUAAAAAUUUCAUUGUCAAGGAAAUUUUAUAAAAUUAACAACUAGAAUAAAAGGUUUACAUUGAAAUUGCCGUUGGUCUUGUAUCUCGAAAGCAGUUUUCUGUAAGCUGUGAAGAUAAUUCGGCAAGACGGUAGCGUAAGAUAUUUAUACGCUCUAGACAUACAGUGACAUAUAAGUUGUAACAUGACUCAUUUUGGCAAUUAAUCAUGAUACUAUUAUGUCUGAAUGUAUGUAUAAAUAUAUGUAUACACGUGGAUACUACUGGAUGUCCGAACGGCAUUUAUUAUAUGUAUUCAUAUGUAUAUUAUUUACACGAAUAACGCUUUACAUUAUUGUAUUAUAAUAUCAACUUUUCAAAUGGUUUUUGUUCGUGGGUUUAUUUUUUUUAAGU
This is a messenger RNA of Neodiprion fabricii, 2849 nucleotides long. RefSeq names its product cryptochrome-1-like (gene Cry2). Gene Ontology annotation, biological process: negative regulation of DNA-templated transcription; entrainment of circadian clock by photoperiod; circadian regulation of gene expression. Gene Ontology annotation, molecular function: FAD binding; DNA binding. The coding region runs from base 457 to 2235 and encodes 592 amino acids. The record is from RefSeq and is a predicted model, not a curated record. Lineage: Eukaryota; Metazoa; Arthropoda; Insecta; Hymenoptera; Diprionidae. Gene Ontology annotation, cellular component: nucleus; cytoplasm. The transcript is spliced from 12 exons.